UGCACCGUACAUGUCGUCCCACCCACAACAAUACAGCACCUCGGCUUCGGAAGAACAGCAACAUGCAGCAGCAGCAGCAGCAGCAGCAGCCAUGUAUCAGCGUCAUCAUCCUUACGCCUCAUCGGGCUUUUCCACAUCUUCAACUUCCAUCAUCCAUCAGCAAUCUAAUAAUAGUAAUAAUAACAGCUCCAUCAUGUAUCGACCGUCGUCAUCAUCAUUACGACAACAACAACAACAACAACAGCAGCAGGACGAUUGGGUCAUGUCGCCACCUUUCUCAGACCACACUGAAUUGCAGCAACUCGUCCUGGGUGGGUCGUCCAUCAUUUCCGAUUCCGUCCCUGGUACGCCUGACGCUACCAACAUGUUUCCGCCGCAUGACGCCUCGGCAGCCGCUGCUACUGCAGCAGCCAUGGGCGGCACUACCACUACUGCUGCCCCCUUCUCUUAUUCAUUUGCAUCCCCAACCUCAUCUCUCUCUCCUUUGUCCAUGAUGCCUAGCUCGACAGACUGCCAACAGCAAGAGGACGAUUUCUAUUAUUUCUAUCAUCAUCAUUAAUAAUAGUACUCUCCCUCUCUCUCUCUCUCUCUCUCUCU
Messenger RNA from Zychaea mexicana, 597 nucleotides. RefSeq lists its product as uncharacterized. Bases 11 to 559 code for a protein of 182 amino acids. The transcript has a single exon. Lineage: Eukaryota; Fungi; Mucoromycota; Mucoromycetes; Mucorales; Lichtheimiaceae. The record is from RefSeq and is a predicted model, not a curated record.